Messenger RNA from Thermothielavioides terrestris NRRL 8126, 1474 nucleotides. RefSeq lists its product as uncharacterized. The record is from RefSeq and is a predicted model, not a curated record. Lineage: Eukaryota; Fungi; Ascomycota; Sordariomycetes; Sordariales; Chaetomiaceae. Bases 274 to 1389 code for a protein of 371 amino acids. The transcript has 3 exons. Gene Ontology annotation, cellular component: nucleus. Gene Ontology annotation, biological process: positive regulation of transcription from RNA polymerase II promoter by glucose. Gene Ontology annotation, molecular function: sequence-specific DNA binding.
CCAAACCCUAAAGUUUGUGGGACGGCAACAUUAAUCCAUCGUGCUGUGUAGAACGCAGCAGGCGUAACUAACGACUCCGUACACAGUAAGCAAGCGAGAGAGUCAUCUCUUGUCACAGAAGAUCAUCGCAGCAGCUCUGCCGUUUUUGCCUGCCGUACUUUUGCCCGACCAGCCUCGCCUGCCUUCGGUCAAAAGUCGUUAUUUGCACGCUGCCGCAGCAUUGCUUCAGACAGUAACACGUCUCGAAGCAAGUCGACUCCGCGAACCGUCAACAUGGCAACUCUGGCAUCUGCUGCCCGCGAUAUCGCGAUGACCUCCGGCCGAGACAACUUAACUGCUGUAGCGGCCCGGAGCGUCCCUGUGACGAACCACCCGACCACCCUUCCGACCCCGCCGAAUUCCAUCUCGCCCUCGCUGCCCCCGCACGGGCUGAAGGCCCAGCUGCAACGGGCCCGCCUCGAUUCGAUCGACUCGGACCUGGAUCUGCUGGAUGGCGGGGACGAUCACCACCACCGCGCUAGGCUCGGGUCGCCCCCGUACGACUCGGCCGGCGCCAUCACCCCGGCCAUGCUGGCCAAGUUCCACCUGCCGGAGAUCCUGCUGAACCAUGGCCCGCUGCCCAUCCGCCAUCUGAUGGGCUACCUCACCACCUCAGUCCCGGGCUUCGCCGGCAUCCCGCCUGCCAAGGCCCGCAGACUGGUCGUGGGAGCCCUGGAGGGGAAGGGGGGCGGCAACGGCGGUGGUGGACUGGAUGGUGACGUUGAGUUCGUGAAGGUCGGCUGGGGCCGGUGGGAUGCGAAGCGACGCGGGCAGCCCGCUCGCGAUGCGCCGUCGCGCCGCGCAUCGCCGGGUGCCCACCCGAACAGCAUACCCAUCAGCAGGACCCCCGGGUGGAGCACGGACCGGUCACGACCCGGCCCUCCGCUGGGGUCGAGCCUGGGCGGCUUUUCGUCCGCCGCCUAUUCGCACGACGACCGGUUCACGGACAUGGACAUGAUGGACCACGAAGCCGACAAGAUGUCGUUAGACGGGUCCGCGUCCGCCUCGUGCUCCGAGGCGCCCGACGACGACGACGACGACAUGAGGCGGCGCGAUGACGACCCGGAUGACGCGACCGACGACGAGGACUGGGCCGCCGUCGGCGCGGCCGCGCUCCGCGCUUCGUCGUACCAAGCCCGCUCCAACCAACAUCCCUUUCCUUUCAACACUGUAUAUACUUCGGGCGCCGGAAGCGGGACCGGCAUGCGCUCGUUUUCGGCCGGCAUGGCGCGUCCGCCGCAGCUGCGUUCGCCGAACUUCGACCUCCCGCCCUCGGCGUUGGGCGCCGUUACCUCCGACGCACAGGAGCGCGAGGCUGUGGAGGCGCUUCUUCGUCUCGGAUCUAUGUAAUACACGCUACUCACACCAACACCCACAUCAACCAACCACACUGCAUGGCAUCGGCUCGGCGUUUUCAACAAAGGGGCGCGGCGUU